Elaeis guineensis (African oil palm) is the source of this 741-nucleotide messenger RNA. Lineage: Eukaryota; Viridiplantae; Streptophyta; Magnoliopsida; Arecales; Arecaceae. The record is from RefSeq and is a predicted model, not a curated record.
UCAAGCUCCAUCACAAACACAUCCUUUGCCCGUCUCCCCCCACAGCUAGCUAUUUGAAACCUUGUGAUAUUCCCAACAUCAUGGCUUCAAAGUUCAGCCUCUUCACCAUGAACAUUCUCAUUGUUUUCAUGGUGUUGAGCCUCAACAACAUGAGCCAUGCAGCUCGCCAUCUUUUGGACACUGCGCCAGAGGCUUCUCCUGCUACCCCAGCCAUCCCAACCAUGCCCAAGCCCACAUUGCCCCCAAUGCCGGCCGUGCCGACUAUCCCGAAGGUGACAAUGCCUCCGAUGCCGGCGAUACCGACUAUUCCAAAGGGUACGAUGCCUCCGAUGCCGGCGAUACCGGCCAUUCCAAAGGUUGCAGUGCCACCAAUGCCCGUGGUGCCUACUGUGCCAAAAGUCACAAUACCACCCUUGCCUACCAUGCCUGCUGUCCCUAAGGUCGCUCUGCCUCCUAUGCCUUCCAUCCCAACUAUCCCUAGUAUUCCCUUUCUCACACCGCCUCCAGCAGAGCACUAGUCAUGGUGGGCAUGAGGAUCAGAUGGCCAUCCAGUUUGACGUAUUGUAUGUCAGAUUGUCUCAGAGUAGAAUUAGAAUGAGGUAGAGGUUAUUUUAUAUAGGGUAAUAGAACGGGACUCUGGGGGCAUUGUGCCGUUGUGGUGAUGUUUGUUUCGUGGGUUUGCCGAGUGAUUUCAUGUACCUCCUUGUAUGUUUGAGUUUAUGUUAUCCUGUUAUUCACAAA